Messenger RNA from Rhipicephalus microplus (southern cattle tick), 1365 nucleotides. RefSeq names its product sodium-dependent glucose transporter 1A-like. NCBI's taxonomy places the organism in Eukaryota, Metazoa, Arthropoda, Arachnida, Ixodida, Ixodidae. The record is from RefSeq and is a predicted model, not a curated record.
AUGAAGUAUCCCUCACUGUCGAAGUCUGAUGCCUCCCAUCAGGGUCUCAUAGUUGCUCUCAGUGGUGUGGCGCUACUUGAUCUUGGCGAGAUCUACGAUAGCAAUAUAUCAACAGUCUCUCAGCUGAUAACAUCGCGCUGCGUCGGUGGACUGGUUGGAUCUCUUAUCGGCGGCAAACUGUACGACACUUACAACACCCAGGUGGUAUCGAUCAUCAUGAUGUCUUUGACUUCCGUCACCGUACUCAUGAUUCCGAUUUCCCGAUACCUGGCAUUAGCGCAUGUCAUGGUCUUUUUCGAAGGGCUCAGCCAAGGUGCCUUUGGCACGGGUGCGAACGUGUGGGUCAUGAAGAUGUGGCCCCGGAACUCGAGCCCCGCGCUGCAAGCUUUUCACCUGGCAUUCGGCGUCGGCUGUCUCCUGGCGCCCCUCAUAGCCGAACCUUUUCUCUCCGCGUCAAACAACGGUAGUGCCAAUUCGACGAUACCGAUUGCCAACGUGACUUACAACAAUAGCGACGUCGAGCCGAUCAUACCUCUCGAAAUUGGGAACGAAACAGCGACCGAUGACCAAUACCAUAGCAGGGUGCACUACGCCUUCAGAAUAGCCAGUGGCUUCGAAUUACUCCUAGUGAUGUCUAUGGCCGCGCUUUACUUCAUCGAUAAUGCCAACUUCAAGACCGGCAGGACAAACUCGGUUUUACGAGGCGCCCCAGGAUCGCCUACCAGGAGACUCUUCUCCCGAGUAACGCUUGCAUUGCUGAGUGCGUACGUGUGCGUGUACGUGGCUAUUGAGGUGAACACGUCCCAGAUGCUGCCGGCGUUCGCUGUGAAAUGUGACUUGCACUUCUCGAGGUCGCUAGCGUCGCAGUUGGCCGCCGUUUACUUUGCGUGCUUCGCGGCCAGUCGUCUCGCGGCCGCGCUAGUAACGAUCAAGAUGUCCGCCUUUCACGUGUUGCUCGUCUCGCAUCUCAUCUUGGUGUUAACGGCAAUCGUAUUACUGGGACGGGGUUCCAGCAUCGCCAUCGCUUUAUGGUCCUCGAGCGCCCUCGCGGGAAUUGCUCAGGGACCGCUGAAUGCUGCGAUGACGGCUUGGGUGGCGGCGCACAUCAAUAUGAGCAACAAGAUGAUGUCGAUUGUGGCGGCUACCGGAGGACUCGGCUCCCUCUCACCUCCGCUCCUUGUGGGGCAGUUCAUGGACGCCAACCCUAAUGUGUUUUCGUGCGUGUUUUUCGGAGCGGUGAUGUUAGCUGUAGUGAUAUUCAUUGGCACUUUUUUUUAUCUGAGAAAGAUGCCCGGGGUAAAUACGACGAAGGAUCUCGUUGUGAUCGUCGAUGAAGACAGACCAGAUGAUGCUCCUACUGUCUAG